CGCCAAAGUUGAAUUAAUCAGACCCCUGCUUAGAAAAUACAAAGACUAGAGUUGGAAUCCAUGAUGUGAUUUGACAAGCUGGCAACUUACAAAGGAGUAGUUAAAUUCCCACCUCAUUGUCCACUGUCUAAAGACUAGACUAGAAUCUCUUUGAAUUCUCAACCCAUACAUCCCCAUAUCAAUUUUGAAUGCUAACUUUAGUGUUUCUUUGAAUCAUAUUCUCUUUCUGGACAAGUGAGAGAUGUCGACCAUCUUUGGAACAAUGGAGGUCAAUCUUGUCAACGCUCGCGGUCUCAAAAACAACGAAUUCUUGGGUGGUGGAAUAGAUCCGUAUGUUUUGAUUCAAUAUAGAGGUCAAGAACGCAAGAGCACUACUGCAACAGGUCAAGGCAGUAAACCAGAAUGGAAUGAGAGGUUUACUUUCAGGGUAGAGUAUCCCUCUGCAGAUAAGCAAUACAAGCUUAUACUUAAGCUCAUGGAUCAUGAUUCCUUUUCCUCAGAUGACUCUCUUGGCGAAGCGACUAUUUAUUUGAAGGAAUUGAUUGAAUUGGGAUUGGAGAAUGGAAGAGCUGAAAUUCAUCCUCGCAAAUAUAGUGUGGUGGGCAGUGAUCAAUCUUACUGUGGGGAAAUUCAAGUUGGCCUCACUUUCACCCCUAAGAAGGCAGCUGCAGAAGAAGAAUAUGGUGGAUGGAAGGAGAGUGCAUGACUGCUGACUAGCUAUAGUUCCUAUAUGUAUUUGCCAGAUUUUGUACACUGCUGUGGCCCGUGAGUAGAGUAAAGAUGAACAUUCUCGCAAUAUUCUUCUUAUAUAUAUGUUAUGUUAAAGAGAUUGUUUGUUGUA
Molecule: messenger RNA, 841 nt
Organism: Nicotiana tabacum (common tobacco)
Lineage: Eukaryota; Viridiplantae; Streptophyta; Magnoliopsida; Solanales; Solanaceae
Product: 16 kDa phloem protein 1
Source: RefSeq, a predicted model, not a curated record